Nothobranchius furzeri (turquoise killifish) is the source of this 6734-nucleotide messenger RNA. RefSeq names its product cadherin-22 (gene cdh22). The record is from RefSeq and is a predicted model, not a curated record. Gene Ontology annotation, molecular function: cadherin binding; calcium ion binding. NCBI's taxonomy places the organism in Eukaryota, Metazoa, Chordata, Actinopteri, Cyprinodontiformes, Nothobranchiidae. Gene Ontology annotation, biological process: adherens junction organization; multicellular organism development; cell-cell junction assembly. Gene Ontology annotation, cellular component: adherens junction; plasma membrane; catenin complex.
CCACCAGGGGCUUUCCACAUCGCGUCGUGCAGACGGCAGCAGGUUUCUCCCACCGUGUCUCCUCGCUCUGCGCUCCUCGGAGCGGAGACUCCAGAUGAGCUGCGCGGUGGCGGACGGGGCGCACAUGAAGCCCGUGCCUCUGGUUUUUACCUCACAGGAAGUCGUUUAGGGUGGAUUCCAGGAGGAGUUCGUCACCGACCACUUCGUCCCUCUGUGAACUGUCAAGACGACGGCAUUUGCACCCCCUUCCCUGCGAGAUUUAAACGAAGUCGAAGAAGAGAGCCGGAAGGGGAGUGAUGUCGGAUGGUAAUGUAGAGCCAACCUGAAGGACCUCGGAGCCAUCACUCACUCAGAAUGGCAGCAAGGUUAUCUGGCUAAAGGAUGGUCCUUUGACUCACUGAUGGAGCUGUCAUUAUGGAUAAAAUAAUUACAUAGAACCUUUUGAAAAAUGAGGUCUUCAACCAGUGGAUUGAUCUGAAGGUCAAAACCAUGAAAGAUCAAACAUAAUCACCAACGGUAAAAUCAGCUGGCCUUUUCUCAGUUCAAGGUUUCUUCUUCAGAAAAGCAGAUUGUUCUCCUAAAGGAAAUGGACUGUGAACGUUUUUUAAUUAAUUAUUAUUUUUUUUUUUUUGUCAUUUUGCAACUGCUUAGUCUCAAACCACAUCACUCUACUCCCUAAAAGCGAAGUGGACUAAAAGGGAUGUAGAAGGAAACCGGCCUGGGUGCAUAUCUGCAGAAUCAAAAAUGAAGAAAGUGUGCCAGUAUCAGCUUUGAAGGCAUGUUCCUCCAUUCCCUCGUGCCUUUGUUUCCACAUAAUUUCCCUUCUGACCAGUGAGACAAUCUAGUAAAAUCUGAUGUUUUUGUUACCUGCAAACCUGAAAAAGGUAUUUCCCAAACAGUUUGUUUCACUACUGCAGGUCAUACUUUGAAGAAUCGUAAGAAACUCUCCACAGGGGAGCAGAUACUAAGAAAAAUCAGAAUGACCGACCAUGUUGCAAUACAAGCAGCUUCUCCCUGGGUGGUACAAAUCCAUUAUGCGCCAUGACCUGCCCUGUAUUCAGCAGAUAACUUCAGAUUGAUUUGUGAUCCCAUGGAUUAACUUUCAAGUUCAUUCAAAGAUAGCUUUUAAGUUUGCCCCGGUGGAGCUGUAUUUGACCCAGAACUACAAGUGAAAAACUAUGCCUGCACACGUCAUUGAUACUUAGAGUUCAUGUAGACAUCAGCAAGCUCAUUUUUUUAUUUUUUAUUUUUAUUUUUUUCACCAAUAUGGUUCCUUUUUGGAUAUCGGGACCUCAGACACUGUUGGCAGUACUGGGUCUUCUUUGCUGCUUUAGUUCUGAAGCAUCAAGGACUAGUGGAACGGUCCCAGGAGGGAUCAAACAGGAAGGAGCAUCAUCACUUGAACGAGUAAAGAGAGGAUGGGUAUGGAACCAGUUCUUUGUGGUGGAGGAGUACACGGGCACAGAGCCACUAUACGUAGGAAAGAUCCAUACAGACUCAGAUGAAGGCAAGGGAAACAUCAAAUACACCAUCUCUGGUGAGGGGGCGGGUUCCAUCUUCAUCAUCGACAAGCAGUCGGGAGACAUACACGCCACAGAAAGACUGGACCGAGAGGAGAAAUCCUUUUACACACUUCGAGCUCAAGCUCGAGACCUUCUCACCAAUGACCUGCUUGAACCAGAAUCUGAGUUUGUCAUCAAGGUCCAGGAUAUCAACGACAGUGAACCUCAGUUCUUGGAAGGCCCGUACAUUGGCAGUGUGGCCGAACUAUCACCCAUAGGAACGUCUGUUAUGAAGGUUACUGCCUCCGAUGCUGAUGACCCCACAUACGGCAGCAGUGCUAGAGUGGUCUAUAGUGUGCUGGAUGGAGAAAGAUUUUUUACUGUUGAUAAACACACGGGAAUAAUCAUGACAGCAGUGGCGGAUUUGGACCGCGAGACACAGGAUCGUUAUGAGUUGGUCGUCAAGGCAACAGACAUGGCAGGACAAAUGGGUGGUCUCUCUGGCUCCACCACAGUGACCAUAGUGAUCACAGACGUUAAUGACAACCCGCCACGCUUCACACAGAAGAUGAACCAGUUUUCGGUGUCAGAGGGAGCAGCUGUGGGGACGCCGGUUGGACGCGUCAUUGCUACAGAUGCAGACAUGGGAGAAAACACAGAUAUGAGCUAUCUGAUCAAAGAUGGAGGAGAGCUCUUCAAGGUCACAACAGAUUUAGAGACACAGGAAGCCGUUGUCUCCAUCAAGAAGCCUUUGGACUUUGAGAGCAAGCAGACACACAAUGUUGUUGUAGAAGCAGUAAACAAGCAUGUUGACCCUCGCUUUGUGGACCUGGGGUCUUUCAGAGACCAAACCAUUGUUCGCGUGAGUGUUUCGGACAUCGACGAGCCACCCAUCUUUCAGCCUGCAGAUGGCACAAUAAUGGAAGUUCAGGAGGAUGCCAAAGUUGGGUCGGUGGUUGGGAUCGUCACUGCCCGGGAUCCAGAUGUGACGAAUAAACCUGUGAGAUUCUCCAUUGAUCGGACAACAGACCAGGAUCUGAUCUUCCAUAUUGAUCCGGACUCAGGUGCCAUCACGCUGGGAAAGGUUUUGGACCGAGAGACAGCGGGCUGGCACAACAUCACCGUGAAAGCAGUAGAAGCAGAUAACCACUCGAUGGCUACCUACUCAGAAGUGAGCAUUCGGAUCCUGGAUGUAAAUGACAAUCCUCCUGAACUGGCUAAACCGUAUGAAGCCUCCAUAUGUGAAGAUUCCAAACCUGGGCAGCUAAUUCACACCAUCAGUGUGGUGGAUAGAGAUGAACCCCAGACUGGGCACCGUUUCUUCUUCACUCUCCCUCCUGAAGCAGUUGGCAGUCGUCAUUUCACUUUGUGGGAUGUCAAAGACAACACAGCUGGCAUCCGCACCCAGAGGUCAGGAUUUAACCGCCACGAACAGAAUGUCUACUUCCUGCCCAUUCUUGUGGUCGACAGUGGACCUCCCUCGCUCAGCUCAACGGGCACCCUGACCAUCCACGUCUGCGGUUGUGACACAGAGGGAACCAUCCAGUCGUGCAAUGCAACAGCCUACGUAAUGAGUGCGGCUCUGAGCCCCGGGGCUCUCAUAGCUCUGCUGGUCUGCAUGCUCAUCCUUAUAGUUCUCGUCUUGUUGAUCCUAACCCUGAAACGCCACAGGAAGGGCCAGAGGAUGGCAGAGGACGAGGAGGACAUGAGGGAUAACGUCAUCAAAUACAAUGACGAAGGUGGCGGGGAGCAGGACACUGAAGCUUAUGACAUGAGCGCUCUGAGGAAUCUUUAUGACUUCCCAGAGGCCAAGACUUGCGACUCUGGGCCGGACAUCCGCUCGCUGCCACAGUGGAUACAAGCAAACAGAGUGAACGUGAGUUCAGACGGAGCCACGGCCGCAGCCACGGACUUCUCCCUUUUCAAAGGCUACAUACGUAAGAAGGUGGAGCAGGCUGACGCUGACCUGACUGUGCCACCGUAUGACUCUUUCCAGACAUAUGCCUUUGAGGGCACCAGUUCACCUGCGCUUUCGCUCAGUUCUAUCCACACGCUGUCCAACACAUCAGAGCAGGAUUUCUCCUAUCUCCACGACUGGGGACCACGCUUCAGGCAACUCGCAGGCUACUACGCUCCAGGAAACCGUGAGGAGGAAGCGUCCUAGCACAGCUUCUCGCCAGUCGAGAGACUGUUAAACACUUUUUGUUCCUUCUCCUUUUUCUAUCUCCUGACCCUCUGGCACUCUACUGACACCAUCAGAGCUAACCUCGUGUACUGAUUCAAGACAAAGACAUGAAAGUUAAAAUUCAUUUAAGCAAACUUUGGUUUUUGUCACCCUUUUUUGCUUUUUUUUUUUUUUUGGUGGAAUUUAAAUUUGAAGUUUUACAUUAGCGAUGAAGAGAGUUAAAGACACCCAAAUAUUUAAGACAGGUUUGUUUACGAAUAAAAAAUUAAUAAAUGCUGAUUUUUAAGCUACAAAAAUAAUCAGAAUGUAGAGGGUUGCAGAUGCAAACUGAAAAGAGUUUGCACUUAUUUAUGGAAGGGGGAAAACGUUGAAAUUAUUUAUUUAUUUAUUCAUUCAUGUAUUUAUUCAUGCCGUAAUUAUGGUGGCAACAGUGAACUUUUUGUGCUAAAGUGCUAAAAAGAAAGGGAGGACGAAUGGAAGAAGAGCUGCAGUGCCAGAGGACUGCGCAGAUCACUGGUUCAGUAUUAACAUGUGGACCGUAAAAAACGAACACUGUUAAAAAGAUACAAAUAUUUGUAUUUAUUUUAUAUGGUAAGUUUUGUAAAACAUCAAGUGAAGAGAGGUAACGGAAAAAUAGACAAAAAAACUAAAGAACUGUAGUGUCAGAACAGCUAAGACUGAAAUUUUGCUGCGUUUUAGUGAUUUAUAAAAACAAAAAAAGGGGAAAUCUGAACUUGAGAACUUGAGUCUUUUCUUACCCGCUCCACAGCCAUUUCUAAGGUAAUGUGGCACAAACCGCUACAGUGAUUUAGGAAUAAAAAAAGAGUUGGCUGAUGGCCAGCUUUGUGCCACAAGGAGCCAUUAUAUAUUCCAGAUUUUUGUCUUAAUGUGUGCAAAAAAAUAUAAUUUUGUUUUAUUUCCCAAGAUGUUUGAUUUUGUUUUUAAUAUUUUGUUUACUUUAUGGGAGGGAAGGGAUAUCUGUUCCUACAAAACGGUGUGUCUAAAACAAGAGGGGGAAGGAUUUGGGGUAGCACAUGAUAAAUUUGUUCACAUUCACCUGAUAUCCCACUUUAUUCCAUGUUGACCUUAACUUGCAAUUGUAUUGAAAAAAAAAAAAGAAUAAAUAUUUAACUUUUUGGGUAAAAUCUCAAUGUGUCUGAUAGUCUAAACGACGGAGUAAAUUUACUUUUGUAAACGAGAUCACUCCAGCGAAGGCAGGAUAGCCCCCAUGUUAGUAAUUGUUGUGUUUAAAGUGGUUGCUGAAGACUUCUUCUGAAUUAUGAAUAAUUGCAGAGAUGGUUUUUGCUCACUCCAGGGGUAGAUUUGGAGAAUAGUUGUAGGUUUGAAACAAACACACCAUAUGACAGAACACAGCCAAACAAAUAUUCAUCUCCCUGUUUCUCUCCCUCCUGGCUGUCUUCUGCCAAGACACUGUAAUUGUCCAAGUCACCAGAGGACACUGAGGCCUGUGAAGCUACUUUCAUCUGCACAGUAAAACACUGAAUUAUUCUUCUAUGGCUCUCCUGCCAAUAAAACGUGGUUUGAACAUAAAUUAUCCACCACUGCAAUACGAAGCGGUCACUGGCUAAAUGGCAGUAACUUGAUACUUUAACAUUGUGUUGUGUUUCCUUUUCCUACCAGAAAACAAGUAAUUUAGAAGCGUCACUAAAUGGUGUUGCAGUAUAAUUAAGUUUACGCCCCUCUGUCCUAUUGGCCUAGCUGUGUGCAGUCCUUAAUUGCACUGAGUGGCUGCACCUCUAGGUGAAAGACAAAAAGCCUGCUUGAUACAGCUUCAGGCUGCUUGGGAGCUCUUGCUUCUUUGCUGUUUUGGUGGGGCAUCAUAAAUGGCUGUUUUCCUUUAAAAUACUCCUAAACUCCAGAAAUUUGUUUGGUCUCCAUCUGAUGUUAAGGUCCCGUGAGCCGGCCUGUAACAUAAAUGGGGGCUUGUCCGGGAUGGGGACCUGGGGCCUCUCGCAUCCCAUGAAAGAAUCAUGCACCUAGACCAUUUUAUCGUUGUUUUCUGUUUAAAUAAUAAUUAGUAAAUGUAAUUAACUCACAUCUGAUGUAGAUCAAAUUGAGAAAAAAUAUGAUCAGAAUAACUUCUACGACGAAACUCAAACUAAUUUCACAAUUCCUUGUCUUAACCAGUAUGCCACAUUCUAUUCUAUACCACACUGAGCAUUACAGCAUAAGCAUACUUAUUUAUUUAUUUGUUUAUUUUUUCAAUGGAAGGUUUUCAUCAUCUAUUAUUAAUCACAGCUCUUUGCCCAACAGCAUUUGGUAACGAAAAAACAAAAGUUGUAAGCUGAAGGGAAAUACACACAUGUAGGUCAGCUUUGCAGUGCUAAAGAUAGAAACAGACUAAAGCACAUGCCUUUGAAGAAAUUCUGUACCUCACAGUGUUGCCUAGAUGGUAGUGAGUUGUGUGACUAAAUCUUUGAAACAAAAUCUAGUAUUCUAGAGAUGAAGAAAGCCCACUGUUGCCUCUUUUCUUCAGUCAUGCCCUAUGAGCCAAAUGAGCCUCGUUCAUCUUCAAUCACUGUCAGAGAACAUGUCACUCAUUAGUGAUGACCUGCACAUGUGAACAUAUGAAUGUGUUGCCAUCAGUCAGAACAUCCCCCUCCAACUCAAAGGGCAACAAGGAGCUAGCCAUUAGUUAUGCAGAUGGACCUUUGGUGAUUGACAGUUCUCUGGGGGAAAGCGGUGAGCACAUUAAAUAUCAGCUUCCCUUCUCUUUGUACUUGGCUUGAUGAUGACAAUUGAUUAAACACGGGGGGAAGUGAGGUGGAUGGGCUGCAAGGGAUGAGAUGAGUCUGAGGUUAAAAAUGUGGGCUGCACAAAAUAUCAAUCAUAUGUAGCUAUUAGCUAUUUCAUUUCCAGGGACACUGAAAACAAAAGUUUCACCUUCAGCCCAGUAAAAUCAAGUCCCUUUUGCAAUAGCAGACCGAGUUUAGAUCACAAAGCCAAAACAAGUUUUUGACCGGCUUUAUAAAAUGAAUUGAGGUUACUGGUUUACUCACAUGGCUAUUGUCUCUUUAUCAAAAAAA